CGGAAAACUCAACAUCACCACCAUCUCCGGCGCCAUACUCCUCCCUCCGAUCAUCUCAAAUCUUCGAACAAAUGGAUAAUUCUACACAAGAUUCCCCUCUCAGAUCCGAAACCUCAGUAACCUACGAAUCCCCUUACACUCUCUACGCAAUGGCCAUCUCCUCCGCCGCCGCCACACACCGAUCAUCCCACCGCCGGAUCGCUCUCGGCAGCUUCAUUGAAGAAUACACAAAUCGAGUCGAUAUCGUCACUUUCGACGAAGAAACCCUUUCCGUGAAAUCAAACCCUAGUCUCUCCUUCGAUCAUCCUUAUCCUCCCACAAAAUUAAUGUUCCACCCUAACCCUAAAUCCUCCGCCGACAUCCUAGCUUCCUCCGGCGACUUCCUCCGCCUCUGGGGACUCCGAGAGAACUCAAUUGAACCAAUCUCGGUGCUCAAUAACAGCAAAGCCAGCGAAUUUUGUGCGCCAUUGACGUCAUUCGAUUGGAACGAAGUUGAACCGAAGAGAAUUGGGACUUCUUCAAUCGAUACAACGUGUACGAUUUGGGACGUUGAAAGAGGCGUGGUUGAAACUCAAUUGAUCGCUCAUGAUAAGGAGGUUCAUGACAUCGCUUGGGGGGAAGCCGGCGUGUUUGCAUCAGUUUCUGCAGAUGGAUCCGUUAGGGUUUUUGAUCUUCGUGAUAAAGAACAUUCAACCAUAAUCUACGAAAGCCCACAGCCUGAUACGCCAUUGUUGAGAUUAGCUUGGAACAAACAGGAUUUGAGGUACAUGGCCACGAUCUUAAUGGACAGUAACAAGAUUGUGAUUCUCGAUAUCCGAUCUCCGACGAUGCCGGUGGCAGAAUUGGAGAGACAUAAAGGUAGUGUUAAUGCAAUUGCUUGGGCUCCGGCGAGUUCCCGCCAUAUCUGUUCAGCCGGAGAUGAUUCUCAAGCACUGAUUUGGGAGUUGCCUCCUGUGGCUGGUCCAAUGGGGAUCGAUCCAAUUUCGAUGUAUUCAGCUGGUUCGGAGAUUAAUCAGCUCCAAUGGUCUGCAGCACAACCCGAUUGGAUCGCCAUUGCUUUCUCUAACAAGAUUCAGCUUUUGAAAGUUUAAGGUACCAAGAGAUCUUUUCUAGUUUCUAUAUCUGUUCGAUUAUACAUCUUUCAAGAAUUUGAUUUACAUUAGGUUCUACACAUGUAUGUAUAUAUCAGUAUCAAGAUGUUCUUGAAUUUGUUUAGAUUCAUAAUUAGUGUUUUGGGUUUUCUGUUCAUGUGAUCUUUUGAUGAUUUCUUUUUAUGGGUUCUAUUUGGAGUAUGUUUUAGCUG
Cynara cardunculus var. scolymus (artichoke) is the source of this 1303-nucleotide messenger RNA. Its product is annotated as protein TRANSPARENT TESTA GLABRA 1. Gene Ontology annotation, cellular component: nucleus. Gene Ontology annotation, molecular function: protein binding. The transcript has a single exon. The record is from RefSeq and is a predicted model, not a curated record. NCBI's taxonomy places the organism in Eukaryota, Viridiplantae, Streptophyta, Magnoliopsida, Asterales, Asteraceae. Bases 72 to 1091 code for a protein of 339 amino acids.